Messenger RNA from Aspergillus alliaceus, 736 nucleotides. RefSeq lists its product as uncharacterized. The transcript has a single exon. The record is from RefSeq and is a predicted model, not a curated record. The coding region runs from base 178 to 645 and encodes 155 amino acids. NCBI's taxonomy places the organism in Eukaryota, Fungi, Ascomycota, Eurotiomycetes, Eurotiales, Aspergillaceae.
CCCCCAUCCUCUCCAGUACACAACUUCCAUGAAAAAAAUGCCCACAGCGCAACUCUACCCAACGCCGGAAUACUUCCCCUUGCUCUUGACAUAACUCACAUACCUCGCAACGCGCCUCCACGCUCUUACACUUAGCACAAUCACGCCCUCCCCCAAAUUGCCACAUCACUCUCUUAAAUGCGUCCGUUAUCGCCUCUUUCUGCGCCUUCUCCGUCGCCAACAAUCGAGAUCCCAACUUCAAUCCCUCUCCAAACCCGCAAACUUCCCGGAACACAUCUUCCUCCUUCAGGCUCACCCGUACUGUCACUGACACCCCGCCGCUCCACACUCUUCCAUCCUGCUCCAAAUAAACAACUGUCACAUCCUUCACCUCCAUACUCCAUCCAUCGUACCCAAACAACUCGUUGGCUACCCUUAUCACAUCGGCCAUUUCCUCCUAACAAACCUAAUAAACCUCUUCCUUUCUGCCUCUUUUUCUCCGGGGCUGCCUCUAUUCUUAUACCUUGUUUCCAGUUUCCCCAGAUAUUCCCCCUAGUCCCUUUAUGUCUUAGUCUCCGCCCCGCACAACGACAUUUACCCCUCCAUUGGGCCGUCCGUGGUACUAUGGCCGUCGCCUUAGUCACAGCACUCCAUUCUAGCCCUUAAUUUCCCCUUCUGCCUUAUCCCCACGCUCUUUUUCUGUCUUAUCCGUACACCGGCCUUUUGGCGGGGUAAAGGUGACUUGUCUCCUCACCUA